Molecule: messenger RNA, 3783 nt
Organism: Cannabis sativa
Lineage: Eukaryota; Viridiplantae; Streptophyta; Magnoliopsida; Rosales; Cannabaceae
Product: receptor-like protein kinase 5
Exons: 2
Coding region: 373-3468 (1031 amino acids)
Biological process (GO): protein phosphorylation
Molecular function (GO): protein binding; ATP binding; protein kinase activity
Source: RefSeq, a predicted model, not a curated record
UUUGCAAAAUUUUAAAUAGAUUGAGAUUCAUAUCAAUUAAUCAUAAUCCAAAGGUUUAUUACACUACAUAGUAAUUAUUUGACUGAUUUACUGAGGCAGUUAUUCUAGCUUAUCUUACUAUUGUCGAAAAAACCAUUCUUUGGUGAUUAUAUAAGCUUCACAAAUCCUCCAAAUUUGAAUCUUCAAAAAGUGGAAAAUUCGGCCCUUGGUUUGGUUCUGCCUCUGUUUUCUCAUAUUGCUGCCACCUAGUUACAACCAACUACCAUGACUUUGCACUUGCAGAUAUCAAAUGAAAAAAUAAACCCAUAUCUUCAACUGACAUCAAUCUUCCUCCAUCAAAACAAAUAGACAGAUUGAAAAACUCUCAAUCUGAUGAGUCUCUUCAAAAUGAAUAAAGCCCAUUCAAUCCCAUUAUGCAGUUUUCUCUUCUUUCUUUUUCUUAGCCAUGGUGGAGUACUCUCCCAGUCAUUGCAGAAGCAAGAACAGUCAGUGCUUCUGAGGCUAAAACAGCAGUGGGGAGACCUUCCUUAUAUGAGUCAAUGGAUUCCAUCAUCAAUAAACUCUUCUUCUCACUGCUCUUGGCCUGGUAUCACCUGCACCUCUAACUCUGUCACCGCUCUGCAUCUUUAUGAUGCAAACAUCACCACUCCAGUUCCUUCUUUUGUCUGUGACCUUAAAAACCUCACAGAUAUUAAUCUUGGGCUCAACUACAUUCCUGGGGAGUUUCCAAAAUCUCUGUUCAACUGUUCAAAGCUUCAAUAUUUAGACCUCUCCGACAAUUUCUUCGUGGGAACCAUUCCAAGCGACAUCAACCGAAUGAUUCAGCUCCGGAAUCUUUCUCUCGCCGGUAAUAGCUUCUCCGGCAACAUCCCCGCAGUCAUCGGACAGCUUCAAGAAUUGAGAAAACUCGAACUAGGAGCCAACCAAUUCAAUGGCUCUUUACCGCCAGAAUUAGGUGAAUUGUCUAAUCUUGAAAUACUGACGCUAUCCAAUAAUAAAAAACUUUCGCCGUCAACUCUCCCUUCUAACUAUACCCAAUUGAAGAAGUUAGUAAAUUUGUUUAUUACUAAUGCGAAUUUGAUCGGAGAAAUACCUGAAAGUAUUGGGGAUUUGACAGCAUUGGAGUUUUUGGAUUUAUCUAAUAAUAGCAUGAGUGGGAAAAUCCCAGAUGGGUUGUUUAAGUUGAAGAAUUUAAGUGUGGUUUAUCUUCACAAGAACAGUUUUUCUGGGGAGAUUCCUCAGGUGAUUGAAUCUCUGAAAUUGACUGUAAUUGAUAUCUCAGAGAACAAGUUAACAGGGAGGAUACCAGAAGAUUUUGUUAAGCUAAACGAGUUAACGGGUUUGGCUUUGUUCAUGAAUCAAUUAUCAGGAAAUAUUCCAGAGGGGUUAGGCAAACUACCAGGUUUAAUGGAUUUCAGUCUUUUCAUGAACAAUUUGUCAGGCGUUUUGCCUCCAGAUUUGGGCAAGUAUUCAAGCCUCAGAACAUUCGAGGUCUCUUCCAAUAAGCUUGAAGGAAAACUACCAGAACAACUUUGUUCUGGAGGUAUAUUAACCGAUGUCGUGACUUAUGACAACAAUUUCAUUGGCGAACUACCCAAAGGACUCGGAAAUUGCAGCUCUUUGAACAUAGUCAAAAUUUAUAACAACAAAUUUUCUGGUAAUGUUCCUAGUGGUCUGUGGACAUCGUUGAGAUUGAGUAACUUAAUGAUUGGCAACAAUGAGUUCACUGGUGUGCUUCCUGAGAUGUUGGCUGAGAAUCUUUCUCGGCUGGAAAUCAAUGACAAUAAGUUUUCAGGUAACAUUCCAAUCGGUUCAUCUUCCUGGAAAAAUUUGGUGGUUUUUAAGGCCAGUAAUAACAGCUUGACAGGAUCGAUUCCAAAUGAAUUGACCAAUCUUCAACUUUUGACAACUCUUUUGCUUGAUCAAAACCAUCUCACGGGGGAUCUUCCAUCACAUAUUCAAUCAUGGAGGUCCCUUAGCACUCUUGAUUUUAGUCGAAACCAAAUCUCUGGACAAAUUCCUGAAAGCCUUUGUUUCUUGCCUACUCUUAACUAUUUAUACCUAUCAGAAAACCAACUUUCUGGAGAAAUUCCAUCUCGACUCGGUCAAUUGAGGCUCACUGAUCUCAAUCUCUCUUCCAAUAAUCUCAUUGGAACAAUCCCGCCUGAGUAUGAGAACGGUGCAUUUGCUGACAGCUUCUUGAACAAUCCCGGUCUCUGUACAAGCUCCAAGCAUUUAAAACUUAAGAAUUGUAGUUUCCAAUCCAGAAAACGUGACAAACUUUCAACCCCUUAUCUUGUGUUGAUCAUAGCACUAGGUGCAGUGGUCUUCUUGUUAUUUGUGUCCUUCAUAUUCUUCAUAAUGAGAGGUCAUGGGAGCAAAAAAGGACUUGAAUCAAAAUGGAAGCUAACCUCAUUCCAGAGAUUAUCUUUCACAGAAUCAAAGAUCGUGUCAGGACUGAAGAACCAUAAUCUUAUUGGAAGUGGAGGCUCUGGUAAAGUCUACCGUGUCCCUGUGAAUCGUGAAGGCAAUGUUGUCGCCGUAAAAAAACUAUGGAGCAACAACAUGAAUGUAGACCACAAGCUUGAGAAAGAAUUCCUUGCGGAAGUGGAGAUAUUGAGCUUAAUUAGACAUUCCAACAUAGUGAAACUCAUGUGCUGCAUCUCAAGUGAGAGUUCAAAACUCUUAGUCUAUGAGUACAUGGAUAAUCGGAGCUUAGACCGUUGGCUACAUGGCAAAAACAAUCAGCACAUCACUACUUCACCCUCCGGUUUGGUCCAUGAUAUCUUCCUAGAUUGGCCCAAGAGGCUACAUAUAGCAAUUGGAGCUGCACAAGGCCUCUGUUAUAUGCACCAUGAUUGUGUGCCACCAGUUAUCCAUAGAGACAUUAAAUCAAGCAACAUCUUGCUAGACUCAGAGUUCAACCCAAAAAUCGCAGACUUUGGCCUCGCCAAGUUGUUGGUCAGGCAAGGAGAGCUUGCCACAAUGUCUACAGUGGCUGGUUCUUUUGGCUACAUGGCUCCAGAGUAUGCUCAUACAGUAAGAAUCAAUGAAAAGAUCGAUGUUUAUAGUUUCGGUGUGGUUCUCUUAGAGUUGGCAACAGGGAGAGAAGCGGGUGACGGCGGUGGAGACGAGCAUAGCUCUCUCUCUGACUGGGCUUGGCGUCACAUCCAAGAAGACAAGCCGAUUGAGGAUGCUUUGGACCCAAAAGUAAAGGAUUCUCACUUGAAAGAAAUGUGUUGGGUAUUCAAUGUGGGGAUCAUAUGUACGGCAACUCUGCCUAUGAGGAGGCCUUCCAUGAAAGAAGUUGUACAACUCUUGCUCCAAUGUAGUCGUCCUGUGAUGGGUUAUGGCGAAAAGUUCGCCACAACCGAAUACGAUGCUGCUCCGCUUUUGAAGAACUCAAAGCGUGAGAAUGUUUUAGAUGUAGAAGAUGAAGAAGACCCUACUUUUGCUAGCAAUGUAUGAUGUAGAGUUUUCCUGCCUUGUUAGAUAAAUAAAAGUUAAUCACAAUAGAUUAAAGGUUCAAAAGCAGUUUGUUAAUAUAGUUGAAUAAUUUUGUCCUAAGUAGAUAAAAUUAGGAAACUAACCACUAUGUAUACUAAUUUUUUAAGGAGCAAGAACAAGCAAAUUAGUGUACCUUAUUGUUACAGUUGUGUUAGAGCAGUACUUCUUGUAUUCUAUUCCUUAAUGGUUAUAUAAUUAAAUAAGGUUCUUGCUCCCUAGAAAUUAAUUGUUCAAUCUAAACUUCUGAGAAGUGUGUUUGAUACUUUUUUUACUCAA